Hyposmocoma kahamanoa is the source of this 1774-nucleotide messenger RNA. It is a transcript of the gene ap, whose product is annotated as LIM/homeobox protein Lhx2-like. Gene Ontology annotation, molecular function: RNA polymerase II transcription regulatory region sequence-specific DNA binding; DNA-binding transcription factor activity, RNA polymerase II-specific. The coding region runs from base 181 to 1254 and encodes 357 amino acids. NCBI's taxonomy places the organism in Eukaryota, Metazoa, Arthropoda, Insecta, Lepidoptera, Cosmopterigidae. Gene Ontology annotation, cellular component: nucleus. Gene Ontology annotation, biological process: regulation of transcription by RNA polymerase II; neuron differentiation. The record is from RefSeq and is a predicted model, not a curated record. The transcript has 7 exons.
GCCGCCUUGUGCCUAUGGUAUGACUUAAUAGUGCUGAGAAACAGAGUUUGUUUUGGAGCUUCUUUAUUUUAUGGGUUUUGUUCGCCGGAGCAUUCUCGCGCAAAAACAGUGAUGGCAGGCCCCAGCGUAGAGUCGCAGGUGCAGGGAGAAAACAACCUUGUUAUUUGAGAGUCGGGAAGCAUGUUGAAGGAGCGGGAUAGCUCGGAGGGGUCGCCCGCGCCCGACGAAUGUGCGGGGUGCGGGGGCAGAAUCCAUGACAGGUUUUAUCUCCUGGCUCUGGACCGACAGUGGCACGGCACCUGCUUGCGAUGCUGCGAGUGUCGUAUGCCGUUGGACACGGAGUUCUCCUGCUUCUCGCGCGAUGGGAAUAUUUACUGUAAAGACGACUACUACAGAUUAUUCUGCGUGAAACGGUGCGCUCGCUGCGGAAAUGGCAUCACGGCAAAUGAGCUCGUCAUGCGAGCUCGGGAACUUGUGUACCACCUGACUUGCUUCACUUGCGUAGCCUGUGGCACACUACUAUCGAAAGGAGAUGUGUUCGGGAUGAGAGGCGGUAUGGUGUAUUGUCGGCCGCACUACGACAGCGCAUGUAUGGAUGAAUUUUGUGAAGACGACAUGAGUAGCAUCUACCGUUGUCAAGAUCUUCAUAGUGAAGGAGAUUCACCAUCGCAGUACUACACUGGGGCGCCUGGUUCCAAAGGCCGACCGAGGAAAAGGAAGGCAGCCCCAGGAUCUCCAGAAGAUAUGCAAGUCCAGACAAUGAGGAUGGCCAGCUCCGCAUUAGAAAUUCUGCAUCGAGGCGACCUAUCCUCGUCCAUGGAAUCACUAGCAUACGACUCGGUGGCGUCACCUGGAAGCGUGUCAAGCCACUCCCAGCGCACCAAGAGAAUGCGUACCAGUUUCAAACACCACCAGCUGCGCACCAUGAAAUCUUACUUCGCCAUCAAUCAGAACCCUGAUGCUAAAGAUUUGAAGCAACUUGCCCAGAAGACUGGAUUAUCAAAGAGGGUCCUACAGGUGUGGUUUCAAAACGCUCGGGCGAAAUGGCGUCGAAACUUGAUGCGUCAGGAGUCUAACCACAACACAUUGACUCCAAACGGAAAUGCCGCUCAUAAUGGCAAUGGAACAAUUGUAUCUGGAGUCCCAAACGACGUAGGAACACCAAUGAUGUUGUCGGAACAGCUACAGCCCAUGGAAGACAUGAGGGUCCACACCCCACACCCGCAUUCAAUGGUUUUUAGUGAAAUGUAUUGACAAUCAUAUGACUGUUUGGCGAUACGAAGUUUCGCGCGUAGAUACCCAUGAAGUUACUUCCUUUUUAAGUAAUUCAGCUGACCGGACACACUGAUAUCUGCUGUGGAAUUUCAAACAAUUGAUGUAUUGACUGUGCGAUCAUUGACUAUUGUCGCCACCGUUUCGAAUUUCCAUCUACAGUCUAUUUGAGAAAUUAUUAACUACUAAUAGCCAUUUUAGAGUAGUAUUACUGUUAACUACAUAGUCAGGAUUAAGCACUACCAUUAUUCAAAUGCACUAACUGUAAACUCGCCUUCAGCUGUAUCAUAAAUAUUCUCAUUUCAAAAACGUUCCAGUCUCGUCUGCUACGAUUGUUACUUUUUUUAGGAUACUUAUUGCUAUUAUAUGAUUGAGCUUUGAUAAUGUAGUAACAAAGCUCCCAGACGACUACCUUGAAAAGCGCCAGAAAGCGUCAGAAAGCGUCUGUACAAAUCUUUAUAUUCGUGUAAUAGCCAGGGUUUCAAUGGCGGCACCAUUAUGG